This is a messenger RNA of Centropristis striata (black sea bass), 4672 nucleotides long. RefSeq lists its product as uncharacterized. Lineage: Eukaryota; Metazoa; Chordata; Actinopteri; Perciformes; Serranidae. The transcript is spliced from 19 exons. Gene Ontology annotation, molecular function: protein binding. The coding region runs from base 341 to 4312 and encodes 1323 amino acids. The record is from RefSeq and is a predicted model, not a curated record.
UUAUACGGACCAUGCCAAAGUCCGUAUAAAUCAAACAGUGUAUUCUCACUCAGUAGCAUCUAAAUAACAUAUCCUCUCUUUUAUUUUGAUAGUCCGUCUUAACCGUUUGACCUGACUUUGAGUGUAUCCCAGUGUAUAGUCCAGCACGCCAUGCGGACAGGGAGGUAUUGCAGUUUUUUACACAUUUCUGAUACACACGGUGAAUUUUGGCGGGCUGCGUUGUGAUUGGCUGCUUUACGCCCAUGCUACGUGACGUCAUUCCAAGCUCCGUCAACGCGACACGCCCCCUUUUAAAGAGCUGCAGGAUGCCGUGAUCGGAGGAUUAAAAGCACAGGAAAACAUGCAAAGGCGAAGACGCAUUAAUCCCACGGACGAUGCAAAAUUUUAUGCGAGUGCUGGAAGGGACAAAGUGGGACUUGACAUCAGAUACAUCAGUGCCUUUAAAGGUCGUGGUAUCUUCACCUCCACUCCAUUUGAAAAAGGAGAUUUUCUGUUGGAAUAUAGAGGGGAACUAAUAAGUAGGCAAGAAUGUGAGAGCAGACAGAGACUUUACCAUGACAGCCUGAAGGUGUUCAUGUUUGAGUUCCGUUUUAAUGGAAAACUGUGGUGUGUUGACGCAGCAAAAGAGGAUGGGUCACUUGGAAGGCUUGUAAAUGAUGACCAUUUAAAUCCCAAUGCCAAGAUGAAGUACUUGACAGUGGAAGGGAAGCCCCAUCUGUGUUUGUUUGCAACACGUGACAUAAGUCCAGGAGAGGAGAUCACCUAUAAUUAUGGUGAAUCAGACUGGCCAUGGAGAUGCAAGACACUUAAAGAAACAUCUAUGGAGGGGCAUCAGGAUGAGGUGUCCAUAUCGGAGCCCACUACAGGUACUCAAAAGGCAUCAACUAGUCGGAGGCGAAAAAAGGCAUCUAUGGCUGCAUCAACUGGUCAACUGGUUAAAAGCUUUGAUCAGAAUCCUGAUGAGGAAAUACCUCAGGAAAAUUCUGAGACUACAAUUUUGACACCCCUAACUGAAGAUUUUGAAGAGCCAUUGGCUGAGAGCAGUCGGAUCCAGAUAGGUGAAGACCAGAUUCAGACAAGUCCAGGUCCUGGUCCACUCAGCGGGCAUGGAAAGAAUCCUGAUGAGGAAAUACCUCAGGAAAAUUCUGAGACUACAAUUUUGACACCCCUAACUGAAGAUUUUGAAGAGCUAAUGGCUGAGAGCAGUCGGAUCCAGAUAGGUGAAGACCAGAUUCAGACAAGUCCAGGUCCUGGUCCACUCAGCGGGCAUGGAAAGAAUCCUAAUGAGGAAAUACCUCAGGAAAAUUCUGAGACUACAAUUUUGGCAUCCUCAUCUGAAGAUUUUGAAGAGCUAAUGGCUGAGAGCAGUCGGAUCCAGAUAGGUGAAGACCAGAUUCAGACAAGUCCAGGUCCUGGUCCACUCAGCGGGCAUGGAAAGAAUCCUGAUGAGGAAAUACCUCAGGAAAAUUCUGAGACUACAAUUUUGACACCCCUAACUGAAGAUUUUGAAGAGCCAUUGGCUGAGAGCAGUCGGAUCCAGAUAGGUGAAGACCAGAUUCAGACAAGUCCAGGUCCUGGUCCACUCAGCGGGCAUGGAAAGUGUCAAAAUCACCGCCUUGUGUGCGCAACAGUAUCCUCCUUGGACAAAUGCCUUCAGUGUGUGGGACCUGUAGCCUCCUUAAAGUGGCUUGGCUAUAAGUGCAAAGUUUGUUCAGGUGUCUGGCAUAAAACCUGUUUCAGACGAAUUAUAAAUGAAAACCUCCCCCACCAAUCACAGGAGCAACAGCUUUCAAAAUGUUCAGAGGAUGAACUGCUGUCAGAUGAGGAUAGCAUACCACAUUCCAAUGUGGAUCCAAUAUCUGAUGAUGAUCAGGAUCAUUCUGAUGUGGAUUACGUACCAGACUCAGAGUUUCAAGAUGAUGAUGAUGAUGAAGAUUCAGACACAAGUAUACCUUUCAUGCCUAUUCGGUCUAACGGUGGACAGAUUCAGGUAAAACCAGUAAUACCUGAUGCUGGGACAUCUUAUGGGUCAGACACAGGCAUCCCAGUUGUGCCCAGUACAUCAAAAGGUCAAAUGCCCCUUAAAGAAACAUCAGGCUCUGCAAAUUCUAUGAAAACCUUGCCAAAGAAGAAGAAGAAAAAGCUAGAUGAUCAAGCAGAGCCUCACAACCAAGAAUCAACACAUUUGACUAUGAGUACUAAAAAUUACUGUUACAUUUGUGGUCAACCACAAAGCAAAAUUUCUCGCCACUUGAAGACACACACUACACAUGCAGAAGUUGUACAUGUUUUUUCCCUGCCUUACCACUCAAAGGAGCGUAAAAUAAUGUUAGAAAAAAUGAGGAAUAAGGGAAACUUUAGACAUAAUACUGCUGUUUUACAAGGUGGAACAGGCCCGCUGAAAGUAAAGAGAAAACCAAAGGCUAAAGCAGUGGCAGGAAAGUUUGUUCACUGUAUGUACUGUCAAGGGAUGUACCUCCGGAAAGAGCUUUGGAGACAUGCCCGCAGAUGCCCCUGCAAGCCAGAAGAUGGAGAUUUGGAAAAAGAACCUGGGAGGACCAAAGUACUGGGUUUGGCUGUCGCUCAAGAGUCUGCAUCUUGUCACCAGAUCUCAGCUGGAGUUUGGAAGCUCCUUAGUGCCAUGAAACAGGAUGAGGUUGCCUCAGCUGUGAGAAAUGACCUCUCUAUUAUUCAGUUUGCCCAGUCACUCUACAACAGACAUGGACAAGACCCUACAAAGUAUGAAUACAUGCGACAGAAGCUUCGUGAAGUGGGGCGUUUGUUGUUAUGUCUGCGCACAGACUUCUCAGUACAUAACCUGGAGGAGGCUGUUAAACCUGCUAACUUCCAGAGGGUUGUGCAAGCUGUAAAGAAAGUUUCUGGUUUUGAUGAAGAAAAACACUCAUAUGGAACACCAAGCCUUGCAUUGAAAUUGGGGCACACAUUGCACAAAGUUUGUGACAUUAUCCACUGUAGGGCCCUCAUGGCAGAACAUGAAGAACUGAUCAAGUCCACUGACACAUUCAAGAAGUUGUACUCCUCCAAGUGGUCUGAGAUGGUGUCUCACAGUGCCUUGAACACACUGAGUGAUGCAAAGUACAACAAGCCAUCAACUUUACCCUUCACUGAGGAUGUUCGCAUUCUUCACCAGUACCUUGAGAAAUCUGCAGAAAGUGCCUUUUGCAACUUAAAGGAGAAGGCCACGACUCAGAACUAUGCACAACUUGCAAAAGUUACACUUGCACAAAUCAUUGUGUUCAAUCGAAGACGAGCUGGGGAGGUUUCAAAAAUGCGCCUCAAAAGUUUCCAUGAAAGAGACAACACAAAGCUCCAUGAAGAUGUUGCCAUGGGUUUGUCAAAGACUGAACAGAAGCUUUGCAACUAUUUCAGCCGAAUCGAAAUCAUGGGGAAAAGGGGCAGAAAGGUUGCAGUUCUGCUAACACCAAGGAUGGUGGAUGCUCUCUCACUACUGACCAGUCAAAGGACUGAGUGUGGUGUUUGUGCCACAAAUAUCUUCCUGUUUGCAAGACCUAAAUCAAUGACCCAUUACAGAGGGCAGGACUGUUUGCGUGUUCAUGCAAGCCAGUGUGGAGCAAAGCACCCUGAGCAUCUCAGGUCGACACAACUAAGGAAACAUGUUGCAACACUCUCUCAGGUCCUUAAUUUGAAAAACAAUGAACUUGAUCAGGUCGCAGAUUUCCUGGGACACGACAUCCGUGUUCACCGCGACUUCUACAGAUUACCAGUUCCCACAACACAGCUGGCCAAGAUUUCUAAACUGCUUUUAUCAAUGGAGAAAGGACAUCUUUCCAGCAUGCAGGGAAAAUCCCUGGAUGAGAUUGAAAUAGAAGGUGAAAUCGCAUUAAGUGACACUGAGGCCAAAGACAGUGACAGUGAAUCUGAUGGCAGUGGCACAGAAUUCACAGAGUGUGACACUAGUGAGGCUGUGGAUGCUGCAACCGACUCUACAGCUACGGAGCAGGUCCAUGAUGCUGCAGAUUUAGAAGCAGUGUCAUCAGUGACGUCCACAGUGAAUGAGACUGCCCCUCUCUCUGAAAGACAAGAUGCUGGUCAAGACCAUGAGUCCAGAAGAGUGCCAAAGAAAGUGUGGUCUAAGCCUGAGGUUGCUGCAGUUAUGCGGCAUUUCAGAGGUCACAUUUGUAAAGGAAAACUGGCCACCAAAAAUGAAUGUAGUCAUUGCAAGCUGGUAGAAGGCCUUGCAUUAGCACAAAGAACAGUGCAAAAUAUAAGGGACUUUGUCAGAAACAGAGGAAUAGCUGCAAAGAGACAGUCACAGAAAGAGAAGCUAUAAAUCCACAGGGUUCACAGUUGUUCAGUAUGUUAUGGUUAUGUUGAUACCCUAAUAUAUUCAAUAAUGCCACCUGUUAAACAUGGGUCGUUAUAAAUAAGAGAAUAUUUUAGCAUAAAGCUUUUUUUUUUGGAGUUGUGGCUCUUGUGUGGCAGGCUGCUAGUUGCCUGUGGGUUUGGUUUUUGUUGACAAAGUGACUGACUAUGUGUGAGGUAUGUUUUUGUUAAGUGCUCUGACACUUUUUUAUUUUCACACAGUGAUGUUUAUUUCACUAUUUGAUAUGUUGAUACGAUAUACAUAUAUAUAUGGGCAGUAUUCUUACUUAAGAGCAGUUUAUUGAUAAUAAAAUGACUGUCCUGUUAA